AUGCCCACAAAACGGAAAACCGUUUCUCAAGAACUUCUCAGACAGAAUAAAAAAAUAACAGACACGUUUGAUAAAAAGUUUGCGUUUUUCUUUAGCGUGCGGACUCUGGUCUGUACUGUAUUAUAUCUUCUGGUUUUGUUGGAUUUUUAUGCAUUUGUUGCAAAAAUGAAGUCUAAGAGCUCAGUUCCUGUAUUCUGUCUGCUUGUUGCAGCACUGUAUGUUUGCUGCUUUUUGUUAUUUGUGCAGCCUACUUAUGGCCUUGGUGGAUUUCCUGUAAAGAAACUGUCAAGAAAAAUGCAUAGAUCUUUGGCUGGGAAUCUUGGCAGUGUUGUAGAUUACAGCUCUGCUCUUCUUAUCGUCGUUUCGAAAAAUAAAGGUGAAGGGGAUUUUAGUAAGGUGCAAGAUGCAAUCGAUGCUGUCCCUGUUGAUAACAAAAACCUUAUCUUCAUUCGUGUUCAGCCUGGGAUUUACAGGGAAAAGGUGACCAUUCCUGUAGAGAAGCCAUACAUAAUUCUAAGUGGGCGUAAUGCCAGCAAUACUAUCAUAACAUGGAACGAUAAUGCAGGAGGAACUGGAGGAACAUAUUACUGUGCAACAAUGACAGUAAUGGCUUCCGAUUUUGUAGCCAGAUUUAUCACAGUACAGAAUUCAUAUGGUCCUGGUGAUCAAGCCGUUGCAAUAAGAAUUUCUGGAGACAGGUCUGCGUUUUACAGCUGCAGAUUUGUAGGCUUUCAGGACACUGUGCUUGACGACAGUGGAAGACACUACUUCAAAAACUGUUUCAUUGAAGGUGCUGCAGAUUUUAUAUGCGGUGAUGGGCAAUCCAUCUACGAGAAAUGUCAUCUGCAUACAGUUCCUCUGCUAAACGGAGCCAUUACAGCGCAGAGAAGGCUUUCUCCAGGGGAACAAUCAGGAUUUGUGUUUAUUCACUCUAAGAUCACAGGAGCUGGCUUAAUGUUUCUUGGCAGGGCAUGGGGACCAUACUCCAGAGUUAUAUUUGCUUAUACCUACAUGGAUAAUAUUAUCUUCCCUCAAGGAUGGGAUGACUGGAAUGAUGCUGGUAGACAAAAGACUGUAACUUAUGCGCAGUAUAAAUGUUCUGGACCAGGCUCAAACAGUGCAGGAAGAGUGCCAUGGUCAUUUGAGCUGAGUGAUAGGGAUGCCGCUCCCUUUCUGAGCAACAGUUUUGUUAAUGGUGAGCAGUGGAUCAGGAAAAUGCCCACUCGUUUGAGAAGAGCUACCAAUCUUACUCCCAAAAACGGUUGA
Molecule: messenger RNA, 1266 nt
Organism: Cryptomeria japonica (Japanese cedar)
Lineage: Eukaryota; Viridiplantae; Streptophyta; Pinopsida; Cupressales; Cupressaceae
Product: putative pectinesterase 11
Exons: 6
Coding region: 1-1266 (421 amino acids)
Biological process (GO): cell wall modification
Molecular function (GO): pectinesterase activity
Source: RefSeq, a predicted model, not a curated record